Messenger RNA from Cinara cedri, 426 nucleotides. The record is from the annotation of a GenBank genome assembly. NCBI's taxonomy places the organism in Eukaryota, Metazoa, Arthropoda, Insecta, Hemiptera, Aphididae.
AUGCAAAAUAAUUCCUUCACAUCUCAAUCCUUAGUCAUACUCCUUUGGAACUCAAAUGGUCUUCAAAAUCAUAAAAAUGAACUAGCUGCAACACUGCACGAGAAACGGAUAGAUAUCGCCCUAAUAGCCGAAAUUCAUUUCACCACCCGAACAAAAUUCUCAAUCCCAGGUUAUCGCAUCAUCUCCACUCCACAUCCCGACGACACCGCCCACGCUGGGGCUGGAAUCAUCAUAAGAUCCUCACUUCAGUUCCAACAAGAACCUCCAAUACAAGAAGAUUAUAUCCAAGCUGCUGUAAUAAAAUUAAUAAUUAAACACAUCCCAAUCACAAUAGCUUCUGUAUACUGCCCCCCAAAGCACAAAAUCAAUCUAACCCAAUACGAACAAUUCUUUAUCGCCCUCGGCCAUUACUUCAUAGUUGGAUGA